This is a messenger RNA of Exaiptasia diaphana, 1873 nucleotides long. RefSeq lists its product as uncharacterized. The coding region runs from base 118 to 960 and encodes 280 amino acids. The record is from RefSeq and is a predicted model, not a curated record. Lineage: Eukaryota; Metazoa; Cnidaria; Anthozoa; Actiniaria; Aiptasiidae. The transcript has a single exon.
GGUUUUGUCUCUGAUGUGGUAUCCCCUCUCAUGUCAGCCUUGGGCAUGUUUUUGGUUUAAAAGAUUCAGCAAUAAAGAAGAAAAGUCAUUUCAAGGUUAGCACUCAGAGGAAGCAACAUGAAGCGUUCGAGGAGCGAUUCUGAAGAAAGCGUUGCUUCAGACACUGACAGUGACAUUUUUGAGGAUGACGAUAUUGAAGACAUUUUGCAUGAUAUUUCUCCCGAGAUACCAAGAAAAAAAGCUCUUGAUUUUCUUCAUACUUUAGCCUCCUCCAAAAAUAUAUUGUACUGGAAUAGUCAUGGUGAAAUGAUGUAUYAUCAACGAAGAAUUCCUGUCACUAACAUAGCAGAGCUCAUUGAGUAUGCUAUAUUACCAUACAGCCUCGAUAUUAAAGCACCAAGAGGUCUGAACACGUUCAUCAAAGGACUUGUUGAAGUUGGAAUUGACAAAAAACUUAUUGGAAACAAAAGAACAUUAGCAGACCUCGUUGCUAGGCAACCCGAUGAAGAGGAAAGCGACUUGUCAGACAGUCAAMCCASUGACUCGUCUGAAAUCCAAGAAAGUGACAGUGAKGAGGAGGAAGAAAAAGAAAGCGAACAAGAAAAUAAUGAKCUACCAACAGGCCCCGAAUCGAGUGACAGCGGUUCAGACGAUGAAGUCGAAGAGUGUCACGUUUGUCGUGACUUCAAACCGUUCUACUCAAUACCUGUCGUACAAUGCCCUAAAUGUUUAUGGCGUGAAGGAUAUUACUGUCGCGAUAAUCAGCUUAUUGAAUGCGAUAUUUGUUAUCACAUCUUUCCAGUGGAUUAUCAUACUACGAAAGCCAAAUUUAUGCGCUGUCAAGAAUGUGAUGCCGUUCACAAACUGUCAUUAAAAUCGAAAACGUUGAAACCUAUUGACAAUGUUGAUGAUAAGGAUCAAGAAAAGGCGGAGAAUAAAUUGAAAAAUCCCCUCGUUUGAAUUAAAUAAAAGAGUUUUCAACCAGAAAAUCUUGUCCGUUUAUUGUGUUAUUGACUUUGUCAUCAUUCCAUCGGAACUAAUAAAGCCAUCAUUUUGAAACGCAUUGCCAUCACUGAUUUGCAGAGAUCGGAGGCCAAUACAUAAAUUAACAGGUGACCAUCUCUGAAAACAAUAGCUCGCGUGUCAAGAUUUUGCUUUACAACGUAAGCCAAAAUAAACAAAACAAAUUGUGUUCAGUGUGAAAAAAAAAUAUGAAAAUAAAACAAGAAUAUCUUCUAGAUGCAUUGCAUGAAUCAAAGCUAAUUUUACAUAAAAACGUUAACAAUAGUUCAACAGAAGACCACUUCAAAAUCAUUCUAAAACUAGAAUUUAAUGAUCUCUCAAAAUAAGCGUUGUGGUAAAACGCAACUAAUUAGCGCCAAAAGAAAUCUCUAGAAAACUAAAAAUAAUAAUUUGCGUGCAAUCAACAGGUGGGCUUCAUAAGAAAAACUUAAAAUUGCUUGACGUAAAAUAACUUACAACUAUCUCAUUCUUCUUGUCCAACUGUCAAAUUCCCCUUUCGGUCUCAAUGGUUAGCUCAAAGGGCAUCACACAGCGCAUAGCUCUAUUAACCAAUUUCUGUCUGUCAACCUUUUGGAGGGCUUGAUCAAAGUAGAGUUCAAUCUUUUCAUCUUCUGUGAGGGUUAAACAGUCGUCGCCUCUGAGCGCAUUCCUACAUCCACACCAAUGUCUCAUAACGAGUUCAGAAAAAAUGGUGGCUUAAUUCGUAAAACAUGGUGGAGAAAUAAAUGGAUUCUAGAAGGAAAACAAUCCUUCAAAACGCGUUAAUAUAUACAGAGCCAUAACACACUUUUGURCCACCUGCUAACCACAACAAUACCCAAAACAAAUUUGAAUAUAUUUAAAUAUGAGG